AUGGCACAGAGCAAUGGGACCAUCGAUCAGGCCGCGCUGGCACGAGAAGUAUGUCGUCCGAAUCUCGUCAAGCAGCUGAUGCUUGAGAACAAGUUGGCAUAUUCCUUUGGGCUCAGGAUAGCUUUCUCGGCGGAAAUGCCUUUGAUGGCCAAACGGGCUGGAUAUUCGGCCGUUCUGAUGAACUUGGAGCAUAUGGCGAUGAGUAUUGAGACGAUGAAAGAUAUUGCUGUUGCAUGCUUGAACGUCGGGUGAGUUAUUGAGGACUUGAAAUCGAUGGCUGUUUGACGAAAAUGCUAAUCUUGUCGAAUCGUUCAGUAUUUCUCCCGCGGUGGUCGUUCCUACUUGCUCGACGGAAUGGAUAUCCAGGUGCCUGGACUCUGGUGCCCAGACCAUCAUUGUGCCGCACGUGAACAAUGUCGAGCAGGCACAAAUGUGCGCGAAUGCGGCAAAGUUCCCGCCAGUGGUAAAGCCACGUUCUUUGAUGGACAAAGUCUCAGAGUCGAAGCUAACCAACAUCCCAGGGCCAUCGAUCAGUCACAAUGGUCUCGGCGAUGACACAGUACGAGACUCGGCUCUCUUACUCGACCAUCUCAGAUGUCGUAAACGAUGCCGUGAUGAUAAUGCCCAUGAUCGAGACAGUUGAAGGCGUUGAGAAUGUUGAGCAGAUAGCUGCAGUGCCCGGGGUUGAUGCCUUGUUCAUCGGGUGUGCGGAUUUGUCCAUGGAGUAGGUAUUAGCUUGGUCCGCUGUACGCUGGCCCUCAUUCUAACCUCGAUGACAGACUGGGCAUUCCCGGACAGUACGAUAACGACCUGUUUCAUAGCACAGUUGCCCGCAUCGCCGCUGCGGCCCAGAAGGCAUCCACGAACGAGCGCAAAGUCUUUGUCGGGCUCGGGGGAUUAGAACCCAGGCCGGAUAUCUUGGAGGCUCUCGUGAAGAAGUAUUCCUGCAUACGGUAAGGUGUCCCAUUCUCACGCCAUAUCGGACAAGAUCCUGAUGCGGUCAUGUAGAUUUGCGAUGGCCGGACGGGACAUCGCCUUACUGAUGGGCGCAAUGAGCAAGCAAGUGGCGGCUAUGGAAGCCAUCUCCAUGUCUCUUCCGUAG
Messenger RNA from Lecanosticta acicola, 1102 nucleotides. The record is from the annotation of a GenBank genome assembly. Lineage: Eukaryota; Fungi; Ascomycota; Dothideomycetes; Mycosphaerellales; Mycosphaerellaceae.